Molecule: messenger RNA, 2060 nt
Organism: Microtus oregoni (creeping vole)
Lineage: Eukaryota; Metazoa; Chordata; Mammalia; Rodentia; Cricetidae
Gene: Paics
Product: phosphoribosylaminoimidazole carboxylase and phosphoribosylaminoimidazolesuccinocarboxamide synthase
Exons: 9
Coding region: 363-1640 (425 amino acids)
Biological process (GO): 'de novo' IMP biosynthetic process
Molecular function (GO): phosphoribosylaminoimidazolesuccinocarboxamide synthase activity
Source: RefSeq, a predicted model, not a curated record
GUCCCCCGACCGUCGGGACUUGGUACGCUCCAACACAGAACCCUCUCCCGGCCAGCGGGGCCCAAGCUUGCGCCCCACUUCUCGCCGCUGGGAGACGCAGAGCCGCCCGGAAGUGGUGUCUCGUCGGCGCGCAUGCGCGGCGGGAAACCCGUGGGUAUCCGAUCCCAGCCCCUUUUGCGGCCAGUCCGGUACUUCGCUGUAGCUUUCCGGUCGCACGGACUGACCAGACGUAGCGGCUUUACCUCCCCUAGCAUCGCCUUCCCCCCCCCCCCCCCCCCCCCCCGAGCCUCUGGUGGUUCUUGUUUUACCGACCGCUCCACCACUUUCCCGCGCCGUCUUGCACCUUCAUCCCACCUAGAAUCAUGGCGACAGCUGAGGUACUGAACAUUGGGAGAAAACUCUAUGAGGGUAAGACAAAAGAAGUCUAUGAAUUGUUAGAUAGUCCAGGAAGAGUCCUCCUACAGUCCAAGGACCAGAUUACAGCGGGAAAUGCAGCCAGAAAGAACCACCUGGAAGGCAAAGCUGCAAUCUCCAACAAGAUCACCAGCUGUAUUUUUCAGCUGUUACAGGAUGCCGGUAUCAAGACUGCUUUCACCAAGAAAUGUGGGGAGAUUGCUUUCAUUGCACCCCAAUGUGAAAUGAUUCCAAUUGAAUGGGUGUGCCGAAGAAUAGCAACUGGAUCUUUUCUCAAAAGGAACCCUGGUGUAAAAGAGGGGUAUAAGUUUUACCCACCAAAAGUGGAGAUGUUCUUCAAGGAUGAUGCCAAUAAUGAUCCACAGUGGUCUGAGGAGCAACUCAUUGCUGCACAGUUUUGUUUUGCUGGACUUGCUAUAGGCCAGACUGAAGUGGACAUCAUGAGUCAUGCUACACAAGCUAUUUUUGAAAUACUGGAGAAAGCCUGGCUGCCCCAGAACUGCACGCUGGUUGAUAUGAAGAUUGAAUUUGGUGUUGAUGUAACUACCAAAGAGAUUGUUCUUGCUGAUGUAAUUGAUAAUGAUUCUUGGAGACUCUGGCCAUCGGGAGAUCGGAGCCAGCAGAAAGACAAACAGUCUUACCGUGACCUCAAGGAAGUAACUCCGGAAGGACUCCAGAUGGUAAAGAAAAACUUUGAGUGGGUUGCAGAUCGAGUGGAGUUGCUUCUGAAGUCAGACAGUCAGUGCAGGGUUGUAGUGCUGAUGGGUUCAGCUUCUGACCUUGGUCACUGUGAGAAAAUUAAGAAGGCUUGUGGAAACUUCGGGAUUCCGUGUGAACUCCGAGUGACAUCUGCCCAUAAAGGACCAGAUGAGACGUUGAGGAUUAAAGCAGAGUAUGAAGGGGAUGGCAUACCUACUGUAUUUGUCGCAGUGGCAGGCAGAAGCAAUGGUUUGGGCCCAGUGAUGUCUGGUAACACUGCAUAUCCAGUUAUCAGCUGUCCCCCCAUCACACCAGAUUGGGGUGCUCAGGAUGUGUGGUCAUCUCUUCGAUUGCCCAGUGGUCUUGGCUGUUCAACUAUACUCUCUCCAGAAGGAUCCGCCCAGUUUGCUGCUCAGAUAUUUGGGCUAAACAAUCAUUUGGUGUGGGCCAAACUUCGAGCAAGCAUAUUGAACACGUGGAUAUCUUUAAAGCAAGCUGACAAGAAAAUCAGAGAAAGCAAUUUGUAAAAAAAAAGGAAAGGAAGGAAGAGAAAAAAUUUACCUUUUAGGAGAAAAGUUACACAUUCCUAGUUUGGAUUAAAAAGGAAAGAAUUCAAACAAAAUGAUUUCACAUUAGGGAAAUCAAUUCAACUAACUACUGAACAAAUGGUCCUCUAGAUAUCACCCACUAUAUGAUCAUUGUUGGGCAGUUGUGUAACAUUAGCAAAGAAAUGUCCUUUAUGGAGUUGGAGCUAUGUCUCUGCUUAAGAAUCAGUGUGGUUCUCUUGCAGAGGACUGAGUUUGGUUCCCAGCAUCCGUGUGGAAUAAUAAUCACCUGUAACUUUUCAUUAUUUCUAAAUGCUAAUAAUGACUUUAUAUAAAUCAGUAGUUACUACUUGAUCUUCUAUAGUUCACUAUUUGAAAAUUAAAAUAUUUGUGUUGUUUAUG